This is a messenger RNA of Aspergillus alliaceus, 4155 nucleotides long. Its product is annotated as putative RNA helicase/RNAse III. Lineage: Eukaryota; Fungi; Ascomycota; Eurotiomycetes; Eurotiales; Aspergillaceae. The transcript has 7 exons. Gene Ontology annotation, cellular component: cytoplasm; RISC complex; nucleus. The record is from RefSeq and is a predicted model, not a curated record. Gene Ontology annotation, biological process: siRNA processing. The coding region runs from base 1 to 4155 and encodes 1384 amino acids. Gene Ontology annotation, molecular function: ribonuclease III activity; RNA binding; ATP binding.
AUGACGCUUAAGAAUGACCAGAAACUCCAAAGUAAAAAUGAUCUAUAUUAUCGACCGAGAGGAUACCAAUAUGAGAUGUUCGAGGCUAGUCUGAAGCAGAAUAUUAUCGUGGCGAUGGAUACGGGUACGGGGAAGACGCAGGUGGCGUUGUUACGGAUUGCGUAUGAAUUGGAGGGCGGGUCUUGCAAGUUGACGUGGUUUUUGACUCCGACUGUGGCUCUGUGUCUUCAGCAGUAUGAGGUGAUCCGGAGCCAUCUUCCAGCCGUGAAAGCUUGUACGAUCACAGGGCUGGACAAGGUUGAGAGGUGGAAAAGCCAGGAUAUCUGGGACGCACUGUUGAAAGACAAGCACGUGGUGGUCUCGACUCAUGCUGUGCUGUUCGAGGCGUUGACGCAUGGGUUCGUCAGGAUGUCCCAGCUUGGUCUUCUCAUAUUUGACGAAGCUCAUCAUUGCAUGCGACGACAUCCGGCUAACAUGAUUAUGUUUGAUUUUUAUCAUCCCACGAUGAAGGAGCACGGUGGAGAUAGCGUCCCUCGCAUUUUGGGUCUGACCGCUAGCCCGGUUGUCAGGUCAAAAAGUCAGGAUUUGAGAACCCUGGAGUCGAACCUCGACUCCGUUUGCAAAACUCCCCAAGUCUAUAAACAAGAACUCACCAUGUAUACUCAUCGACCUGAGUUACUGAAACUAGUAUAUAACCCCAUAGACAUAGACAUGACGUCUGGCAGCAGGGCGUUGCAGGCCCUCCUUCACGCCUGGGAAUCGAUUGACGGUGAUGGCGAUCCGGAUGCUAUACUCUACAGUGGCAGUAAUUGUCACACAAACGGAGGGCUAAAAACGCUCAUGAGGCGAAAGUCAAUCUGCAACGAACAAAUAGAACGCUUCGUGACUCGUAGCCGACACAUCUUCGAGGAACUGGGAGAGUGGGCAGCAGACUACUACAUCUGCACGUCUAUAGAGCAGCUGCGCACUGCUAUUAGUGAUAGGUCUUUGACGCUGGAAUGGGAAGACGAGGAGAGAGUCUUCCUUUCGAACUUCCUGUCGAGGAUACCAAUACGUGAGGUCCAGGCGAAACUCGCAGACGUUGACGACUUCCCUAUGUCGCCAAAGCUCGAAGUAUUGAUCAAGUUUCUGGCCAAGUUCAAUGACCCCGAGUUUUCAGGACUGAUCUUUGUGCAACAAAGGGUCACCGUGAGCGUUCUGGCCCAGUUGCUCUCCUUUCAUCCUCAAACAAAGAACCGUUUCCGAUGCGCAGCUUACGUCGGCAUGGCAGGGAAUAACGGUCGCCAAGACAUGGUGGGCGAGUGGCACAAUCCGAAAAAGCAAAGAGGGACGCUAAACGACUUCCGAAGCGGGCGCAAAAACUUGAUCGUCACGACCAGUGUCUUGGAAGAAGGCAUUGAUGUCACAGCUUGUAGUGUCGUUGUUUGCUUUGACAAACCGGCGAACUUAAAGUCUUACGUGCAGCGGCGUGGUCGGGCACGACAGAGGAAGUCAACAUACGCUAUCAUGUUCUCCACUGCGGAUGAGAACUGUGAUUUGCCCAAAUGGCAGAUGCUGGAGCAAGCAAUGGUCAAAGCCUAUCAAGACGAAGAAAGACACAUCCGGGAGGCACAAGCCCAGGAAGACAUAGACAUGGAUGAAAACAUCCCGGAGAGAAUUAUUGUCGAGGCCACCGGUGCCGUCAUAACGCCAGAUUCUGUCGUCUCACAUUUAUAUCAUUUCUGCGCCGUGCUUCCUGAGGAACGGUAUGUUGAUAAUAGGCCAGAGUUCUCAUUCGAGAAGGACAAAUUAGGCCUUAUCAAAGGCACGGUCAUUCUGCCUAGUUGCGUACACCCGAAGGUUCGUCGCAUUGAGGGAAAGCUUUGGUGGAAGACAGAGCGCGCAGCGGUAAAAGAAUCCGCUUUUCAAGCAUACAGGGCCUUGUAUGAAUUUGGCCUGUUGAACAACCAUCUUCUGCCAUUAACGAAUAACCCCGAGUUCAAGCCUAACGACGUCAGCACUUUGCCUUCCGUCGUAGAGGUAUCUGAGCAGCACGACCCCUGGGCAGAGUGGGCAUGUUCAUGGGACUGUCCAGACAUCCAUCAGAUGCGCAUAGGACUGGAGAGCAAUGGACACCCAACGGAUGGACUAUGUAUGAAAAUGAUCGCGCCGACAUUCUUGCCCCCGCUAGCCCCAAUGACUCUUUUCUGGGACCGCGAAACCACUCUUACGUUGUCAUUUGAUGUUCCAGAGCGGAUCCCGACAAUGGCCGCCGACUGCGUGAAAAACAUGAGGGCCAUCACCGCGCUUUACCUUCAAGCACCCAGAAGCCGACAAUUGCCGGACCAACACGACUUCGUGACUCUCUUUGGACCCGAUCUACCGAGUACCGAGCUGGCGGAUUGGCUCAUUUUGAACGCAGGACACGAACCUGGCUUGGAGGUGUACUCAAAGGGCGUUAUGCCUGCUGCGAUGGGAAUAGUCCGGGACCUUUCGCGCUACAAUGCGCCAUUCUUUUGUCAGAAGUGGAUUGUGUCCAAAGCCGGUCCGGUUGAAUUGGAAUGUGGCCCCAUUCCACGUCGGAGAAACUUUUUGCACCCCCUGACUUUAGAGAACGGGCAGUGUGAUGCUACCGUCGAAACGGAAGCAGUGGCUGCUAAGGUACAUAUGGUCGCAGCAGAUAGGUGCAUUAUCUCCAAGUUUCCAGUUUCCGUAGCCAUGUUUGGUUUGUUCAUUCCGCUUAUUGUCGACCGACUUGAGAGUACAUUACUCGCAACUAGACUGUCUGCAACCAUUCUGUGUGAUGUCGGGUUCAGGAAUAUUCAACAUGUCGUCACAGCGAUCACGGCACCAUCGGCACAAGGUGAAACAAACUAUCAGCGCUAUGAAUUUCUCGGGGACUCGAUCCUGAAAUUCACCGUCUCAUGCCAGCUUUUCUUCGAGAACUUUAACUGGCCCGAGGGCUUCCUUACCGAAGGUCGCACCGCCAUUGUUCAAAACCCACGUCUGACUCGGGCUGCUCUUGACGUUGGAUUGGAUGCUUUCAUCGUGAGCAAAGUGCUCACUCCUCGUAGAUGGACUGCGCCUUUAAUCUCAACAAGGCUGACAGCUGCCCCCUCUAAGAGGCAGAUGUCGAGCAAAGUGUUGGCGGACGUAGUCGAGGCACUUAUCGGUGCCGCCUAUCUAGAUGGAGGUCAUGCCAAAGCUCAGGCCUGCAUGCAUUGUUUCCUUCCAGAAGUUAACAGACAGCCCCUGGACAUUGCAGCCAUGACUGCAAGCUCGGACGCCGAACCCCAGACUGUGCACCACGUCAUAGACAAUAACUUGCAGAAAUAUCUCGGGUACAGGUUCAAGAACAAGGAGAUCUUGAUCGAGGCUCUCACCCACCCUUCCUGCCAGCAUGACCAAUCGACCCAGUCCUACCAAAGACUUGAAUUCCUCGGCGAUGCCAUCCUGGACAUGGUCAUCGUACCCAUAAUCUUCCAAUACUCCAACAAGAUCUCGCCAGGAGAGAUGACCCUGAUCAAACAUGCUGUAGUAAACGCGAACCUGCUCGCAUUCUUCUGCAUGGAAUUUUCCAUCGGGCAAAGAAACACCAAGGUCGAACAGACCCCCGACGGCCGAUUUGCCAUCAAGUCGGAAACAGAGUCCGUCGAGCUGUGGGGCUUCAUGAGAUUCAACAGCCUCGACCUCCAGACCUCGCGCGAAGCGGCUCUAAAGCGCCACAGCGCACUCCGAAACACGAUACUUUCCUCCCUCUACAACGCCCCCAAUUAUCCCUGGCAACCGCUCUCGCAGCUCUACGCGGAUAAAUUCUUCUCGGACAUCGUCGAGAGCGUUCUAGGAGCCAUUUUUGUCGACUCGGGCGGGGAUCUCUCCGCCUGCGAACGCUUUAUCGAACGUAUAGGACUGCUGGCUUAUGUUAAACGGGUUCUAUUAGAGGGUGUUAACGUGACUCACCCGAGGAGUAUCGCGCAGCGACUGUCGAAGGGGGACGCGAUGUUUGCUCUUAAGCGCGUCCCGGAUGAGAAAGGCGGUGCCACAUACCAGUGCACGGUUACUAUGAACAGUGUUCAGAUUAUUCUUGUGGAGGGCUGUCUGUGUGGCGAGGAGGCUGAGGUGAGGGCUGCUUAUGAGACGAUCGAAUUACUGCAGCAUCGUCAGGAGGCUAUUUGA